CGGACCCCUAUGCCGUCGUCACCGCGGGAAUUUUUCGCGCGCAUUUAUGGGCACCUGGAAGAGCCGAAGGAGCAAGGUGGUGCGGUUGGCAGCAAUGGCAGCGAGUCUGGUUCGGACGUAGAAGUCGGCAGCGACGGGGGCUCGGCGAGCUCGAUGUGGCCGGCGCCGCUGCCGCUGUGUCCGCGCCCGCUGCUUCUGCCACAUCAGCAGCUAGCUUUCGGCGCUGGAUUGGCUGCUUUUUUGGCCCGUCGACGGCGGAAGGAAAGUCGGCCGCGGCGGCAGAGGACCACCUUCUCCGCCCACCAGACCCUCAGGCUCGAGCUGGAGUACGCGAGGGGCGAAUACGUCGCCAGGGCACGGAGGUGUGAACUUGCAACGGCAUUGUCUUUGAGCGAGACACAAGUUAAAAUUUGGUUUCAAAACAGAAGAGCUAAAGACAAAAGAAUCGAAAAGGCUCAUCUAGAUCAACAAUACAGACAACUCGCAGCGGCUUCAGGCAUGUUCCCUGCGGUCCUGCCCUCCUACUGCCCGCCGCCUUGCCCGUGCCUGCCGCCACAACAAACCACGCAACCCCUUCAUAAGUAGUUUGUAAAUAU
Molecule: messenger RNA, 596 nt
Organism: Cydia strobilella
Lineage: Eukaryota; Metazoa; Arthropoda; Insecta; Lepidoptera; Tortricidae
Gene: ro
Product: homeobox protein rough-like
Exons: 4
Coding region: 10-585 (191 amino acids)
Biological process (GO): regulation of DNA-templated transcription
Molecular function (GO): DNA binding; DNA-binding transcription factor activity, RNA polymerase II-specific
Source: RefSeq, a predicted model, not a curated record